Messenger RNA from Onychomys torridus (southern grasshopper mouse), 3965 nucleotides. It is a transcript of the gene Kctd16, whose product is annotated as potassium channel tetramerization domain containing 16. Gene Ontology annotation, biological process: protein homooligomerization; regulation of G protein-coupled receptor signaling pathway. The record is from RefSeq and is a predicted model, not a curated record. Gene Ontology annotation, cellular component: presynaptic membrane; postsynaptic membrane. The transcript has 3 exons. Lineage: Eukaryota; Metazoa; Chordata; Mammalia; Rodentia; Cricetidae. Bases 1164 to 2447 code for a protein of 427 amino acids. Gene Ontology annotation, molecular function: protein binding.
GGUGCAGUGCAGCGUCCCCGCCCUGCGCCAGCAACCAGCGCCUCCCGUCCAGUGCCCACCGCGGGCGCCACGUCCCUGUCAGCGCUGGCAACCUGUCACCGCCGAGGACGUGACUCCGAGCUGCCUCCGCUCUCUCUAAGCCCUAUUCCUUUAAGAUGAUGUAAUAGUCAUUUCCCUGGAUGGUUUCUUGCCUGCACUGCUCACACAACAGCAUCGGAACUGCUCCUGGCACGGUGGGACCUCCUAGCUCCGGAGCUCGAGCCUCGCAGGCAUCUCCCCGCCGCCCGGGCUUCUUCUCGCUCCUACCUGGCGGGGAUAUGGGCGUCCCUUUGCCCUUGCGGGCAGGUGGGGUGGCUGCUGCGACCCUGGCUGGGCGCAUCUGUCUGUCUCUCUGCCUCUGGGCUCUCUGAACGCCUCAAAGUCCAGUUACCUCUUGCAACUCUCCCAGGUGUAAAGGAUCUGCUCUAAAGGUUUUGAUUUUGAUAUUUUUUUCUCUUCCUGCCGAAGGUUUGGUUGAAUAUUUUUUUUCCCUUUGCUUCACUUCUUCGACUCAGCCUCCUUCUCAUGGUUCAACUUUUUUAUUUUUGCGAUCCCUUUUAACUAGAGAUUUGGGAGUGAAUACGUACACACAUACAUACAUAUACACAAACGUACUUUUCAGAGCGCCUAAGUGCGGGAUCGUUUGUUUUCCGAGAGCACAUCUCUCUGGCACUUUUCUUUGAUACCUCUGUCCUUUACCUGUUUGGGAUUUGACAAGACCCAGCGUGGCUGUGGUUCCCGAUUGCUCUGCAAAAGAUUUUUUCUUCGCAAGAACUAAGUCUCCAGAACUCGCUAAGACAGACCUCUGAGUAACUGGGCACUUGGCCUUCUUGCCUACCCGGCCUAAUGGAAGAUGGGAAGUAGACAAGCUGAUUAUUACAUUCUCUGAAGUAGUAGCUCACUACCAGACAGCUUUGAACUUCCUGUCCAACAUUACUUCACCUGUGGACUCUCCUAAAAUUUGCUUUGUUGGGGGAAUAAAGAGCGAAAUCGGGGUAAGACGAGGUCAUUUUUUAACAAGUUAUCACCUCUUCCUUCCAGUACACCUGGAUGCAAAACCUAAGGCUGUGACUCCGACGUCGGAUUGUACCUUCAAGUCCAGGACGCUGCAUAAGAAAGGGACGAUGGCUCUGAGUGGGAACUGUAGUCGUUAUUAUCCUCGGGAUCAAGGGGCUGCAGUUCCCAACUCCUUCCCCGAAGUCAUAGAGCUGAAUGUUGGGGGCCAGGUUUACUUCACCCGCCAUUCCACACUAAUAAGCAUCCCCCAUUCCCUCUUGUGGAAAAUGUUUUCCCCCAAGAGAGACAACGCUAACGAUCUAGCCAAGGACUCCAAAGGAAGGUUUUUCAUUGACAGAGAUGGCUUCCUGUUCCGUUAUAUUCUGGACUAUCUCAGGGACAGGCAGGUGGUACUGCCUGAUCACUUUCCAGAAAGGGGAAGGCUGAAAAGAGAGGCUGAGUAUUUCCAGCUCCCUGACCUCGUCAAGCUCCUGGCCCCCGAGGAAGUCAAGCAAAGCCCGGAUGAAUUCUGUCACAGUGAUUUUGAGGAUGCCUCCCAAGGAAGCGACACAAGAAUCUGCCCCCCUUCUUCACUGCUCCCUCAUGACCGAAAGUGGGGUUUUAUUACUGUGGGCUACAGGGGAUCCUGUACCUUGGGCAGAGAGGGGCAAGCGGAUGCCAAGUUUCGGAGAGUACCCCGGAUUUUGGUUUGUGGAAGGAUCUCCUUGGCAAAGGAAGUCUUUGGAGAAACUUUGAAUGAAAGUAGAGACCCAGACCGAGCCCCAGAAAGAUACACCUCCAGAUUUUAUCUCAAGUUCAAACAUCUGGAAAGAGCUUUCGAUAUGUUGUCAGAGUGUGGAUUCCACAUGGUGGCCUGUAACUCCUCGGUGACAGCAUCUUUUGUCAACCAGUAUACCGAGGACAAGAUCUGGUCAAGCUAUACCGAAUACGUCUUCUACCGUGAGCCUUCCAGAUGGUCCUCUUCUCAUUGCGACUGCUGCUGCAAAAAUGGCAAAGGAGACAAAGGGGAGAGCGGGACCUCCUGCAAUGACCUCUCCACUUCCAGCUGUGACAGCCAGUCAGAGGCCAGCUCUCCCCAGGAGACGGUGAUCUGUGGUCCUGUAACGCGCCAGAGCAACAUCCAGACUCUGGACCGGCCCAUUAAGAAGGGCCCCGUGCAGCUGAUCCAACAGUCAGAGAUGAGGCGGAAAAGUGACCUGCUCAGGACUCUGACGUCAGGCUCCAGGGAGUCGAACAUAAGCAGCAAAAAGAAAGCUGCGAAAGAAAAGCUCUCCAUCGAAGAAGAGCUGGAGAAGUGCAUCCAGGAUUUCCUGAAGAUAAAAAUUCCAGAUCGCUUCCCCGAGAGAAAACAUCCUUGGCAGUCUGAACUUUUACGGAAGUAUCAUCUAUAGGGGAGGGCUGGGGAUAGUCACCAUUUUGAAAUAAACCUCCCCAAAGGAAGACAUAUGUUAAAGGAAAAAUGACAACUAAUGAAUGAUCCACAUUUGUUAGAACACAAUAGUCCAUUGAUGUGCUACUGCCUACUUUAACUAGCUCACCUUAACGUGUAAAUCCACAGGGUAGAUUUCUUUUCAGAUGUGGAACCAGAAGUGCGCUCCUGUGUUGUCCUUUGUCUUUUAUUAACUUGGUCCCAUGUGCUGAGAGUCUUACAUACAAUGAAAGCUGGCUACAUGUGAGUAGCUCACAGACUUUGGGAGUCAUCUAUCCCAAACCAUUUUUUUUUUCUCCCUCUCAUUUUCUGCCUCCUUCCUUUGGUCAAGGAUGGGGAAAGAGAUAUGAUCCAGUGGCAUAAGUCAAGGUUUUUCAUUUUUUCUUUCCUUUUGUUCAUGGGGUGAGGGGAGAAUGGCAGAUUUGUAUGAUUUUUCACUUAGAUCUCUAUGUGCCAGUUUCUAUUGACUCUGUAUGCAUGAGCACAUGUGCAACACAAGCACAAUAUAUGUCUGUACAUAUGCACAAUGGAUGCACAUGACCCAGGGGCUGGACAGCCAAGGACUGACACCCUGCUGCCAGCUGCCCCCACAAGAGCACUUCAGACAAAGGAACCUCUGCCUCUUUAUUAAAGCCCUCCUGGGCAGGUUUUCCAGCCUCCCUUGGCAACACCUUCUAAUGUUGAAUAGGCUCGAAUCAUCAACAAAUUCUCUUUCUUAUUUUGAAAUGAAUACCCCCAGGCUCCUUUGCACUGCUGUGCUCUUUCCCUACACUAGGAGACAGUGAGAUGAGCUAGUGGAACACUGUUUGUGUUUUAAGAAACUCGCAAAUAUUCUCAUCCAUAAACACAGCUUUGAGAUGCCCUGCACUCAGCCUUCUCCAUUCUUAUUUGAUGAUCACCAUUCUCUACCUGAAUCAGAGUUCUAAUUUGCCCACAUUUUCCUGAUGAGGCCUUUUGUACAAUUCAGGCAAGUUCUUUGCAUCCUUAUGAGUCGUGAAGCUAUGAAUAACACACAAUAAUUAAAGAUGCAUCCAGCCUUCAGUUUGCUUGCUUUAAAGGAUUUGUACCCCACAUGCUUCCUAAUUUCUCAUACGAACUUUAAACUACACCUGUACAUUGUUGCUUGCUUAUAGCCAGGCUUGGUUGCCUUUGGGAUUCUGGGGUUUGGCUGUGGCCAUACUAUGGUUUAGUUGUACCAUUUCUAAAAUGUCUGUAAUGACCCAAGUGGGUGGGGCUGGAACACAAAAGUUAUGAAUUUGACUUUUAAAGCUUUUUUAAAAAAUAUAUUCCUGACCUGUACAGAUAUAGUCCAAAAGAAAUUGUUAACAAUGUCUAUCCACAUGACUCUUGUCUUCUAUUAAUCUCUCAAUAGUUCUUUUGUUCACUUGUGCUAAAUGAAUGUCCAAAGACAACUUUAAAUUUUCAGCAUUCCUCAUACAUAUCAGUGGUAACUGGAAAAAAAAAUGAUUUGUCACUAUAA